CCGCCUAGGGGUUAGGCUUAAAGAUGUAAACUAAAUCGGGUGCGCAAUUGGUCUCGAGUCGGACUAGACAUUACUUUUGAGGACAGCUCGAGAGACGCAGAGCUGAGACAAACUCUCUCUUUCUCUCUCGAAAAUCUAUUGACAACACUCUGACAACUCAAAUGACUGACGGGCCGAGGAAUGGAACUGUAAAUGUUAUUUUAAUGUUCUUGUUGCAUGAAAGGUAUUCAGUUUUCACCUCUGUCUUUUUUGCAGACGUCAAAUAAAGUUAAAUAUGCUAGCUACACCGAGAGAAAACAUUUUUUAUAUCGACUGUUCGCGGUGGAAAUCUAUGGUAAACGAAUUAAUUUCAAACGAGUUUGUAAUUGCGGAAUACCCUCUGGAUUAAUGCUAAUGUUCCAGAAGCUGUUUGGAAAGAUUGCCAUCCUUCAUUCCUUUGAAAAUUUAGUGUCAGAUAAUGGAUACUGCAUUUAUUUUUGAGGAGUCUCUAUCACACACGAAUCCACCCUCUGCCCCAGAACGGCUGACCAAUGAAACCCAGUGAUGUUUUCCAUGCAUCACAGCAAUUCGUCCAGCCAUGGCCCUGGCCCUGGCCUCGGCUCCGCCCCCUUCACCCUCCUGUCCAACCAGAGCCAGGGGAUGGCGGCAGUCGCAGCCGUGUCCAAACGGGGCAACCUGACCUCCGAGGGGUCCGCCGGGGGCCCUUUUGUGGCCGGCCUGUCCAUGACCCUGGGCAUCGUCUUUAACAUCGUGGCUCUGGUCAUUCUGGCCAAUGCCUACACCCACCACCGCCGGCGCUCCAAGGCCACCUUCCUCCUGUUCGCCAGCUCCCUGGUGAUGACGGACUUUGCGGGACACGUGAUUCCCGGCACCCUCGUGCUGCGGCUCUACCUCUGCAGAGGGGCCCCCGCGCCGCUCAGCCCUCCGGACCGGCUCUGCCAGUUCCUGGGCGGGAGCAUGGUGUUCUUCGGCCUCUGCCCGCUCUUCCUGGGCUGCGCCAUGGCGGUGGAGCGCUGCCUGGGGGUGACGCGGCCGCUGCUCCACGCCUCCUUGGUCACCACCACCCGGACUAAGCUCUGCCUCUCCUCCAUCUGGCUGCUGGCCCUCUGCGUGGCCCUGCUGCCGUGCUUCCGGCUGGGCGCCUACACCUACCAGUUCCCCGGCACCUGGUGCUUCAUCAAGGUGCUGGAGGACACCAGGCAGGCGGACGUGGCCUUCGUGCUGCUGUUCUCCGGGCUGGGGCUGGCUUCCCUGAGCAUAGCCCUGGUGUGCAACACCGUCAGCGGGGUCACGCUCGUGCUGGCCAGGCUGCGCAAGAAGUCCAGCACCCACCGCUCAGCCAAGUCCCACGACAUUGAGAUGGUGGUGCAGCUAUUGGGCAUCAUGGUCACUUCCUGUAUCUGCUGGAGCCCCCUGCUGAUCUUUGGCCUGAUGUCGGUGACACACUCCUACAGCAGCUCCACCGGGGAGGACCUGGAGACCUACAAGAUGCUGAUGGUGAUGGGUGUUCGCCUGGCCUCCUGGAACCAGAUCCUGGACCCCUGGGUCUACAUCCUCCUCCGCAGGGCGGUGUUGAGGAAGAUCUGCCUCAUGACCACACGCCGCACAGACCUGAGAGGGAGCACUUUCCGACGCUGGGAGGUCAGUUCCCUCCGGAGCUCGGAGAAGAAAGCUGCCAACAAGAUCUGAGGAUGGGCAGACCUCCAGAGCGGACAGGGAGAAGGGAAAGGGAGACAGCUGUCUCCCCUUUACCAGAUUUACCCAUAAGCGGUGCCACUUCCCCAAUGUAACACAACACCAUCCUCCUUUUCUCUUUGUUUCUGAUCCAGAGACAUUGGUCAGCAGGAAGAGCCUGCUUUAUCAUGCUGUUUUGCACAAAACAUUGGAUAACAUUGCUUUUUUUGUGGUGGUCAGAGACAAUAGGACACUGUGUCCACAUGUGAGGCUGUCCAAAUGGUGGCUUUUUUCUAAUUCUGCACCUCUGGAGAAAAUUGCAGAUCCAGUUGUUCUUUCAUGAAGCAACAGAAAUGCACAGUGACAUGAUGCACAGUAUGUCUGAAACUCGUAGCGGGUUAUUGCUACAGCGUCUGGUGAGCCUCAAAGCCGGCCAUUGUUUCACACACAAACCAAUCCGCAUGCUUACAUCUGAGGAUUUAAGUCUGCUGGGCUGCAUCGCAGUAGUUGUGCUUAUUUGAAUGCUGUGUAUGUGUGUUUGGAGCUUGGACUCCAGUGGUAUCGUCCCUAUGAAAUGUUAGUUUUAAUUGAAAUAAAUCAUCAGCAAGUCCUGCUGUUUGUCUUGUAAACAAUGCUAAGCCAAAGUAAGAGGUUAUAUAUUUUUUUUCCAUGUUUGAAAAUGUGUGAAAGGCUAUUUCAUACGUUGUAUAUUUUGUUUUCCCAAUUGUCUGGGGACAUAAAAUGUAGUUAUGUUGAAUGUAACAAUGGCAAAUAAAAAGGAAUCAUAUUGA
This is a messenger RNA of Conger conger (European conger), 2465 nucleotides long. It is a transcript of the gene ptger1a, whose product is annotated as prostaglandin E receptor 1a (subtype EP1). The record is from RefSeq and is a predicted model, not a curated record. Lineage: Eukaryota; Metazoa; Chordata; Actinopteri; Anguilliformes; Congridae. Bases 544 to 1689 code for a protein of 381 amino acids. Gene Ontology annotation, biological process: inflammatory response; adenylate cyclase-activating G protein-coupled receptor signaling pathway; positive regulation of cytosolic calcium ion concentration. The transcript is spliced from 3 exons. Gene Ontology annotation, molecular function: prostaglandin E receptor activity; thromboxane receptor activity. Gene Ontology annotation, cellular component: plasma membrane.